AUGACAGGUGCACCAACCCAGCUGACUAUAAACAUGGCGGCAUCUAAAGACAGAGUGGGGAGUAACAGGUGUAAAAUACUAAUAAUCGGCGCAGGUAUGGCGGGAUUGUCAGCGGCACAUCAUUUAGUAAAAAAUGGCGUAACUGACUUCAAGAUACUGGAAGCUAGGAGAAGAAUCGGUGGCAGAAUUGUUUCUAUUCCAACCGACCAUCAUAGGGUGGAAUUAGGUGCCAACUGGAUCCAUGGAGUACUUGGGAAUCCCAUGUACGAAUUAGCCAUGACAAAUGGGCUCAUAGAUAUAGUCCAUGUCCCUAAACCGCACAGAGUUGUAGCUGCUACAGAAGAUGGUAAACUUAUACCAUUCCAGUUACUACAGGAGAUUUAUGAGGCCUACGUAUGUUUUCUUCGACGUUGUGAGGAAUAUUUCCUGUGCCACUAUUUGCCUCCAGCUGGUGUUCACAGUGUAGGAGAACACAUUAAUCUAGAAGCUGCAUUGUACUUAGACCACUGUCAAAAUCCAGAAGAACGUCAGAUACGGCAGUUAAUAUUUGAUUGUUUGUUAAAACGCGAAACUUGUAUUACUGGUUGUCAUUCCAUGGAUGAAAUAGAUCUGCUAGAAUUGGGCAGCUACACUGAACUUCAAGGAGGAAACAUUGUGCUACCUUCUGGUUACAGCAGCAUCCUGGAACCCAUAGCAAAAGUCAUACCUCCCCAAAAUAUUGUUACAGGUAAACCUGUGGCAACAAUGAGAUGGAAUUGCAGUAACGAAAUGCAGUUAUCUAAUAUGACAAGCCCUGGAGGUGACUCGGGUAUUGACAUUCUUGCAAAUGGAGAUCCAGGAAAUGAUUCUGAUGACUCUGAUAGGACUGUCACUGGUGAUUUCCCAAAAUUUGUCGAACAUUCAAGCAGGGAAGGAAGCUGUGAAGCAGCAGAUAAAAAAAGUAGCACAAAAUCUCAGUGCAGUGCUGAGAGUGGUGAAAGUUCUGGCACAGGUGUUCAACAGUCAACAGUGAAUUCUGCUUCAGGACAGUGUAGUCAACAGGAUGACAGUGAAAAUUCAGAUUCUUGUGUUUUACCUCCAAGUGUAGAAAUAGUGUGUGAUGAUGGUGACACUUAUUAUGCUGAUCAUGUUAUAUGCACAGUACCACUUGGAGUUUUGAAAGAAAGGGCAUCUACAAUGUUCUGCCCUCCAUUGCCUCAAUAUAAGACUGAAUCAAUCAACAGGCUUCUUUUUGGAACAGUUGACAAAAUAUUUCUGGAAUAUGAUCGCCCAUUUCUCAACCCGGACAUAUCAGAACUUAUGCUUCUUUGGAAAACUGAUGCAACAGAGAAUGGAAAUGAAGACUCAUCUGAUUUAAGUAAAUGCUGGUUUCGUAAAAUUUACUCAUUUUCCAAAGUAUCAGAGACACUUUUACUAGGAUGGAUAUCAGGUAAAGAAGCAGAGUAUAUGGAAACAUUAGCACACGAGGAAGUUGCAGAAAAGUGCACGGAGAUACUGAGAAAGUUUCUUAAUGAUCCAUUUGUACCUAAACCAAAGCUCUGUGUAUGUACCAGUUGGCGCUCUCAGCCUUACACGAGAGGUUCCUACACUGCAAUGGCUGUCGGUGCUAGUCAGGUUGACAUUGAGAACAUAGCACGACCACUUUAUGCCAGCUCACAGGAAAAGAAGCCUGUACUUCUCUUUGCUGGAGAGCAUACACACAGCAGUUUCUAUUCAACGGUUCAUGGUGCAUACCUGACUGGUCGGAGUGCAGCCCAAGUGCUACUUGAUCCUGACUCUCCUGAACAAUUAAUAAUGCAGUGUGAAGGAACAAGUGAUUUAAGUUCCUGGAUUCAGGGUAUCUCUCUGGAUUGAUGUAUUGAGUGAAACUGAUAUACAGCCUCUAGAUUGAAUGUAUUAAGUGAAAUUGAUAUACGGCUAAGUAAGUAUUGUGUAAAUAUUUUUUUAUUUAUUAUUUGUGUGUUCAUUUCGACAGUGGAGCAGUUGCCAAAGCCAUUUUUUUUGCCACAGUUUGAAGAGAUUUGAUUUUCUGAGAAUGUUUUGAGUCACAGGCCUGGGGAUAUCUGAUAUGAAUCCAGUCAAAACUAACUAAAAUGGGACCAUUGUAGUCUAAAAGGCUUUAAUUGAAAAGUCGCUGGUAUGUACUGACUCAUCAGCACUUAGUGGGAAUUUAUUACUUAUUAAUAAAAAUAUUCUAGUGGUGUUAAAAAAAUUCUGCACUUUUACAAUCUUUUUUGACAUAAUUUAUAUCAUCUGAAAUUCAUUUUAUUUUAUGCAGUUACUAAGUGUGUAACUGCUGGUUAUUCUAUUUUGAGAACAUUUAAUUUUUAAUUAAACUUAUUAUUCUUUAGCCUGAGCAGCAGUACAUGACAGUGUGCAGAUACUUUCUUGUAUACAGAAAAAUGACUGAUGGUGAAAUUACUGCAAAUCAUUUAACAUUUUAAAUGAAACUUAACCUUCAACUCUUCUCAUUAUAGUUGGUCUUGGUAAACCAAACAUUUUCAGUGAGUUAUGUUUUGUCUUGUCUUUUUACAAAGCUGAGAAAGAUGAUGUGUGUAAGAGUUUAUAUGGUUGCAUCAGAAAUGGUCAGUGUGAAUAGAAUGCUUCCGUGCACAAUUUAGUGUCAUACAACAAAAGUUUCAUUUGCGGCUUCCGCACUCAAAAGAUGAUGUAAAAGCAGGUUGAAACAUUGCAGCAUUUACCUUGGCCACUUGUGAAAUAUAUUAGAUGCAUCUGACUUAUUUAAGGUGAUUUUAAUUCUAUUAUUUAGAAGAUUCAUUAAAUUUGUUUUUGUAGAUUUUUAUUUGUAACACAAUCUGUGGACGCAAUCUUCCUUUCUCAUAAUACACCAGGGUAGCUGUUUGACACGCUAUAAUGAGUGGUGAACCUUUAUAUAUUUUUUAAUUUUUGUGGAUCCACAUGGUAAUAUGUAUGUACCUUUGUCAUAACUUUCAUUAAUUUCACAUAAUAGUAAUUAAGGUAGAAGUAAUGUGCAUUUAUUAUGAAAUGAGUUCUCAUGCUUUCACAUCUAACACACUUGACUACAGAGUACAGACUGAAACCACUACCACCAUCAGAAAACACUAAAAGCAGUGCCUUUUGAAGCAACUAUCCGCCUUUGCCAUGUGUACCAUUUAGUUGUAGUUGCUGCAGUUCUUUCUGCAGAUAACACUUUCUAAUAUGGAUGUUCUGGGUCUCCCUCCUGAUUUUUCCUUCCAAGAUGUUUUUUAUGAAGUAGUUGUAUUAAAUUAUGUGUCAAUUUAAUUUUGAUUUUCUCCUCUGUUUCAUAUUAAUGAAUGCCUUUAGCUCUUUAAUUUGUUCACUAGAUUUCCUUUUGGUUUAGGUUGUUUUUUAUGGCUCUCUUCCACAUUCGUAUUUCUGUUGCUUCUGAUUUUUCUUCCCUUGUUCCUACAGAGUCCACUCUUCAUAGUCAUAGCUUAACACGCUCCAAAUAAAUGUUUUGAUGAAUUUCUUUUUUGUUUCUAUAUUAAGGUGGUUGUUUGUUAAUAACUCACUCUUAUAUCUGAGUGCUUAUUUAGUCGUCAUAAUUCUUCUUCUUUUAAUAUCCAUUGUACUACUGUUAUUAUCAGUAUUCUAUUUUCCAAGUAGCAAAAUUCUUUUACUUGCAUUAGCAUUUUAUUUUAGACUGGUUGGCAUUUAUUUUCAGUUUGUGGUUGUCAAAGGCAUCAGACAAAAUUUGUAAUAUAUAGUUCUCGUCCUUUUCAGAAUCUGCUAUCAACAACUUGAAUACAAUGUAUUUGUUUACCAUUAAUUUUGAUCCCAUUGGCACUGCCUUUCAUCACUUGUAUUGCAUUUUCUACAAAUAAUUAUAUAAGUAAGGAGAGAGAGGACUGCCUUGUCAGACCUCUUCUUAUCUUAGUCUCGUUCUUAGUGCCACUGAUGUCUAUUUCUGUGCUCUGGUUUUUGUGUAUAUUGAGACUCAAUCCUUUGCCUUUCCACUCCAUUCUGAUUUUAUUAACUGUUGAACCAAUUAGACAGUAAAACAAAAAUAAAUAACAGAUGGUUUAAGCUCAAGCUUUUAAAUGCAAGUUCCUUUUCUUCUGGCUUAGUUUAGAAAGUGGAAAAAAUGUUAAAGGCAUAGCAGUUUUUCUUUCAAACAGAAAAUCAAGACAAGUACAAGAGAAACAUUUCGUGCCAUGGGCCAAGAGAGAAAUGAAGAGAUGGUGGAAGAAAUAGUUUGUUUUAAUCUCCUUGUACUAAGUUUCCAGUGUGGGUAUGUCUUAAGUGGCUACCCAGCCCAUUAUUGCCUUGAAACAUACAGCCACAGGUAAUUAAUGACUUGUAGAGCUGUAUGCGGUACACUUUGUGAGGCUUGUAUAUUUGUUGCAUGGUUUGUCUGUGACUGUGAAAUCAAAUUGCAGUAGGGACUGUUUAUUAGCCUCACAGAUGUAAUCUUCUGCAAGUUCCUUUGAAGUUUGUGAAUUGACUUUAGUCAGUUUCAAGAACAUUUAAGUUUUAGUUUCUAACAUAUCAGUAUGCUUCUAUAAGGUCUUGAAGUGGAGCACAGUCUGCCAUAAAGGAAUUGGUGAGGAAACUUGGUGUCAUUCGUACACCGUAAAUAUCCCAUUUAUUUCAGCAGAUUUAUCGAACCCUGUGACACAAAUAUAAAUGGGAUUUCUUAUUGUUCGUCUAAAUGUGAAGAAAAAUCAUCCAUUAUGAUCAAGGUAACUGUGACCAGGCAUGAGGAACUUUUGAUCAACAAUUUCAAUAGGUAUAUGAACAAAAUAUAGAGCCCAAAUCAGACAGUUAUUUGCUUUGCAGUUAUUUGACUUCUGCUUUGCCCACAACUAUCACUGUAGGUAAAAGAUGUUUAAUUUCAGAUGGUAACGAUUUUACAUAUUUCAGUAGGCAUGAACCAAUUUCUGAAGAGCCAUGUGAGGCAAUAUUUUCAUAUCACAUAUACGUGCUACAGUCAUGUAUUCCAAGAUUAAAUGUCCAAAAUUGUCUCUUGUAGUAAAUAAAAUUGCUUGAUAGCAUUGGAGUUGGCAAUUUUUUUUCCUUUUUUUUAAGUUUUCAAGUAAUUACAUGUGCUGAGUCUUCUUUCAUUUUCUGUACACCUCCUUUCUGUGAAAGCUCUUGCUUGAUCAAGUCUUCUUAGAUGGAGCUCUUUCUGUAGCAAUAGACUGUUUCUUUUAAUGCUUUGAUUAAAUUUUUAAUCUGUUACAAUUAUGGCAGGUUCACUUUUUAGGCUAUAAAAUGAUAUAUUAAAUUCUGAAUUGAACAGUUUACAAUAAAUGCAGGCCUUCACAGACAAAAGAUUUUUUUCUUCACGCUUUUCAGUAUAAGGCUCAUACAUUUUUGAGACAAAUAAUUCCAGUGACAGGUAUUUACUAUGAGGAUUAUGUUUAUGAGAAUAAUGUCUUGUGUAAUUAGGAAAGCUUUUUAUGUGGUUUCUUUUGGUUCCAAGGCACUCUUCUGCAAAUUUAUUUCCUGGAGCAUGUUUACUACAUUCAUUAACAGGAACAGGCCUUCCACACUUGAUUUGCUUAGCACAGCUGUGGUAAUGGGUAAACUGACAAUUACUUAUAGUUAGUGUGUUAAGAAAGAACUCCUUACACAUUCACUUAUGAUCCAGGUUAAUCACAGUACUUUGUAAUUUUGACUUCUUACAAUUUAAUCUCGGUUGUCUUUGUUUGGUAGAUGAAACAAAUUUUACUAUAAGGGAUGUUUGUUGUUGCCAAGAAACAGUUUUCCAUACUUUUCAUGGAUAAUUAUUAGUCUCUUAUGUCAAUGUCUUGCAGAUAUUUUGAAAUGGUUGGAUGACUCUUGCAAUUGUUACUGGUGUAGAUGUUUACUCUUGUCACAGAUUUCUUAGCAUAGUUUCUUUUAUUCACUUCAUAACCCCAAAUUUCUGUUUCCUUGAGUUGCUAAAGGACAUGGUUUUACGCAAAAUUUUUCAGCAGUGGUUUGGAUUUUGUCAUUAACUUUUGUUUUUAGCUUGCUUCGAUUUUCAAUUUCACCUAAAGAUGAUGCACCUGGCUGGAAGUGAAACCACAGCACUUAAGGAUAUAUAAAGCUAACACCAAUAUAAAAAUCAGCUUUAUACAUAAAACACACUUCAUAAUCAUUUUGGUGACGUAAUAGGUUCAAUUGAAUGUGAGUGUACCUUAAAGCAUUUCAGUGAUGUCAAAGGUAUCAGACAAAAUUUUUUAUAUAUAGUUCUCGUCCUUUUCAGAAUAUGCUAAAACUACUGUAACAUCAACAAAGCAAAUAAAUGUAUUUGUUUAUCCUUACUUAUGAUCCUAUUGCCACUGCCUUUCAUCACUUGUAUUGCAUUUUCUAUAAAUAAGGAGAGAGAGGACUGCCUUGUCGGACACCUCUUUUUAUCUUCGUCUCGUUCUUAGUGCAUUGACAUCCAUUUCUGUGCUCUGGUUUUUGUUUAGACUGAGACUCAAUCUUUUGUCUUUCCACUCUGUUUGAUUUUGUUUACUCUGAAACCAGUUAGACAGUUCCUUAAAAAACAGCUCAGAAUCUGCAAGAAAAGGUGUGUGAACAUGUGGCCAUGGUAGCUUCAUUUACUGGUCUACGUCCACUUACAACUUGCUAACAAGUUCACUGGAUCAGUUUGUUUGCUCUCGGAUCUUUAGUCACACUGUAUGCAUCUAUUUGAUUAAUGGAAAAUCUCAUAUAGAGAUGUGAAACAAAUACUAACAAAGAGAUAGAGGGGCUGGCCAGUACUUACCUCAGCUCAGUACAGCCGAUAGA
Messenger RNA from Schistocerca cancellata (South American locust), 6726 nucleotides. Its product is annotated as spermine oxidase. Bases 1 to 1854 code for a protein of 617 amino acids. The transcript has 6 exons. Lineage: Eukaryota; Metazoa; Arthropoda; Insecta; Orthoptera; Acrididae. The record is from RefSeq and is a predicted model, not a curated record. Gene Ontology annotation, molecular function: polyamine oxidase activity.